CCGUUACGUACUGGAAAAUAACAACUGCGACCUUUAAUAAUUAGACCUGGGUGUCAAACAUGGUUACUUUUUUCGAAGCAACCAGCCCAGAUCAGCGCGGCACUGCGCGGCUCAUGAGACACGGCACGAUUCAGAAGCUGUCAAGGUGUCCUCCUGCGACUACGGAUGGCAUCGACCCCCAAGCCCACCCAUAGCAAAAGCUCAGCACCAACACACCAAACUGGAUAGUCUACCGUCGCAUCACGAUCCCAACAUGACAAAAUGGCCAAUCGACGACAACGGCGUGUCAUAAUCAUCGCCGUCUUUCUUUUGGGCAUUCUUGUCCUCCAUGUUCUCCGCUCCAGCGUCUCACCGCCGCCUCGUCAACAUGUAGACAUCCGGCUCGUCAAGAGCAGCUUCGACUGGGCCAACCAUCAGCACAAGUACCCGGUAGCUCCGUCCUCCAUGCACCGCCUGCCGACCGAGCGUCCGAAAGCCCUCCCACAAGUCCAGUUCGACUUCGGCGACAAGCGCAUGCGCCAGAACGAUGCAACAUCCGAAUCGCGACGGCAGGCGGUCCGAGACGUCUUCGUCAAGAGCUGGAACAGCUACAAGGAGUACGCGUGGGGGUUCGACGAGCUGGCGCCCAUCACUGCCAAGGGCAAAAAUACAUUUGGCGGCUAUGCGGCUACGCUUGUCGAUGCCCUCGACACGCUUUGGAUAAUGGGGUUGCGCGACGACUUUGACGCCGCCUUGCCCGUUAUCGGGUCUAUGGACUGGGACAACACCAAAGAAACGGCAGUCAAUGUCUUCGAGACGACUAUCCGACAUCUCGGUGGCCUUCUGAGUGCCUACGACCUCAGCGGGGAGCCUGUCCUGCUCUCCAAGGCCAUCGAACUGGGCGACAUGCUCUAUGCUUCUUUCGACACGCCAAACCGGAUGCCGCCUUUUUGGCUCGACUUUGAUGCCGCGAAGGCGGGAACCCUCGUGGCGGGCACUGCCGACCCUUCAGCAUCGCCCUGCUCCCUGUCGCUCGAGUUCACGAGGCUAUCGCAACUUACCGGAGACCCUAAGUAUUUCGACGCCAUCGAGAGGAUCAAGCGGUUUCUGGAGAGGACGCAGCGCGAGAGCAAGCUGCCGGGCAUGUGGCCAGCUCUCAUCAACUUCAGGGACCAGUCCGUCACACAAUACAACGAGUUCACGCUGGGUGCCCUGGCCGACUCCCUGUACGAGUAUUUGCCAAAAAUGUUCGCCUUGCUUGGAGGGACCGAUCCGGCGUACGAGAGAAUGUAUCGCCACGCCAUGCGAGUCGUCGAGGAGCAUCUCCUUUUCCGCCCCAUGCUCCCCGAUGGCGAGGAUAUCCUCUUUUCUGGGUCGGCAGUUGUCGAAGGUAACGUAAGACAUAACCCAGAGAGCCAGCACUUGGCAUGCUUUACGGGUGGCAUGUUCGGGCUCGGCGGUAAGCUGUUCGGAAUCAAAGAGCACAUGAGCAUAGCCGAGAGGCUGGCGCGCGGCUGCGGCUGGGCCUAUAGCUCCUUUCCCACGGGUGUCAUGCCCGAGAUCUUUGGCAUGGUCGCUUGUGAGACGCUGGAUAGUUGCGAGUGGGACGAGGAUCGUUGGAAGCGCGAAGGCGCCUCCAAUCUGAGAAAGGGCUUCUCAAAUGCUCGUGACCCGCGAUACAUUCUCCGACCAGAGGCCAUUGAGAGUAUCUUCCUGAUGUACAGGAUGACCGGCAACCCCGAAUACCAGGAGAUGGCCUGGACCAUGUUCCAAUCGGUCGUCAAGGCCACCGAAACACAGCAUGCGAACUCAGCCAUUGAAGACGUAACGGUUGAAGGAGAGACAAGGAAGCUGGAUUCAAUGGAGAGCUUCUGGCUGGCCGAGACACUGAAAUACUUUUACUUGAUCUUCUCACCUCCCAGUCUCAUCAGCCUGGACGAGUAUGUACUGAAUACGGAAGCACACCCACUUAGACGGCAAUUCCCUUGAAAGGCGAAACUCGAGGGGUGUUCCCCACUCUACGGAAGAAUGAGACUGAAGCAUGCACGACCUCAACCGAGGAUUGGCCACCACAUCACCUCCUAAUAUUUACUGCAUAAGGAACCUACUGUUGAAAGGCCACUUUCCUACAUUGAUCUGGCCAGCUCAGUCGUGUUGGGGGUACGCCUUCGAUGGUUUGAGAUACGGCUUGGUACCCCCAUCAGGUAGAGUUCGAGGACUUGAAACAAAGCGUG
Colletotrichum navitas is the source of this 2213-nucleotide messenger RNA. RefSeq names its product family 47 glycosyl hydrolase. The coding region runs from base 262 to 1968 and encodes 568 amino acids. The record is from RefSeq and is a predicted model, not a curated record. The transcript is spliced from 2 exons. Gene Ontology annotation, molecular function: mannosyl-oligosaccharide 1,2-alpha-mannosidase activity; calcium ion binding. NCBI's taxonomy places the organism in Eukaryota, Fungi, Ascomycota, Sordariomycetes, Glomerellales, Glomerellaceae. Gene Ontology annotation, cellular component: endoplasmic reticulum; membrane. Gene Ontology annotation, biological process: mannose trimming involved in glycoprotein ERAD pathway; carbohydrate metabolic process.